Molecule: messenger RNA, 2517 nt
Organism: Caenorhabditis sp. 36 PRJEB53466
Lineage: Eukaryota; Metazoa; Nematoda; Chromadorea; Rhabditida; Rhabditidae
Source: the annotation of a GenBank genome assembly
AUGAAGGUUAUUCUCCCGUUGACAGUGUUUUUAUGUCACUUAACGGACGCAUCCGAGAUGACAGAUUUCCGAAUGCGACGAGCAUUUCACAGUGAGUUCUCGUGAAGCUCCUCUUCGAUUCCAUUCGAUAUUUCAGAUGAGAUUUGCCGUGAACGACCGUAUAUAACCACCUGUAAUCGUCCGUUCACUAUCAGAGAUUAUCGAGAGGAGUUGGAGAAGCAGAGGGGAAAUUCGGGGGAGGAUCCGGACACGCAGGGUUUCAAGGUAAGCAGAUGACGAGGAGGGGGGCUUAGUGAGCCUGCUCGCAUGAUUAGAUUCAGUCUUAUCAACGUGACGAAUAACAUCGCAAGUUUUAGCCAAAAUGAUUGUAAUCGAAUAGCAUCUCAGUACCCUUCGUUCAAAACUAUAUAUCUCAGCUGCCUGCAGAGAUAUCAAAAAUUGGUCAACUGAGAAAAUGUACACAAUGUUUUAAUAAACAAUUUUCUAGUUGACAACAUUUUGAAAUCUCCACCGGCAACGAAGAUACAUCGUCUUGAAUAAACGAUGCACACCGAGUCUUAAAAGUCUUUUGUUCAGGCGAGUCGCCGUGCUGAUUGGGUGGAUGAUGAGAUCGACGAAAAAGACCUGGAGUACUACAUUUGGAGGAAAAAGAGACGUCAGUGGCUCCGCAGAAAAGCUGCUCUGUGAGUGAUUUCUGCAGUUUUCAGCCCACUAGACAGUCCGUUGCAAAAGUAUAGGGCCACCCCUGAAAAUCACCGGCACGUCUUCCCCAGGUAGUAUCAUGCCUCCGCACCUUGAAAAUCGGAAUCAGCAUGAAAAGUUACCUCUGGAAAACAAUUUUGGGGCCAGUACAGUGGGUGCUGAGGCCAUGGUGCUGGAAAAUCUGAAAAAGUGGCUUCUGCAGGCGUUUCAUAAGUAUAGGGCCACCCCUGAAAACACUCUGGAAGCCUCUUAAGCUGAUAAACAUGAUCUUGAAUGGGGUUCUUUGCACCUUUAGGAUGUCCAAAAAGCUUUUUUGAAAUCAUGUGCAAUGACCCCGACGCCACCUAGGGCCACUCUCCCGGGUUUAGCCUAAUGUUCUGUGUGGAGCUCGGGAGUGGAGCCGGGGGACUCCGAUGAUCUCAAAUGAGUCAAAUCUUGUUUGAAACAAGUUUUUUGAGCAUUUUCAAGUCAGAUUCGUUCAGGCCUCUCGAUUCGCUAGCACGUGAUAUCAGAUUUUUGACCAAAAUGAAGCCAGGCCCAACAAGGAUCAGACUGGCUUGAGCGUCAAACUCCAGGCUGACAUUGCACACUUAUGGAACUUCAUAAGGAAGGUUUCAAGCAUGGCAUGUUUGAGUUUGGUGUCAAUCGGAUCAGUUUCAACCGAUUUAUGAGCUCCCGAUUGUUGAAGUGAAGAAAACCAACAUUUUUCAGUACAUUUCUGUUGAUUUUCUUCACUUCAACAAUCGGGAGCUCAUAACUCGGUUGAAACUGAUCCGAUUGACACCAAACUCAAACAUGUCAUGUUUCAAACCUUCCUUAUGAAGUCCUAAAAGUGUGCAAUGUCAGCCUGGAGUUUGACGCUCAAGCCAGUCUGAUCCUUGUUGGGCCUGGCUUCAUUUUGGCCAAAAAUCUGAUAUCACGUGCUAGAUAUUCGACAUGCCUCAACAAAAUUGACUUGAAAAUGCUCAAAAAACUUGUUUCAAACAAGAUUUGUCUCAUUUGAGAUCCUCGGAGUCCCCCGGCUCCACUCCCGAGCUCCACACAGAGCAUUUGGCUAAACCUGGGAGAGUGGCCCUAGGUGGCGUCGGGGUCAUUGCACAUGAUUUCAAAAAGGCUUUUUGGACAUCCUAAAGGUGCAAAGAACCCCAUUCAAGAUCAUGUUUAUCAGUUUAAGAGGCUUCCAGAGUGUUUUCAGGGGUGGCCCUAUACUUAUGAAACGCCUGCAGAAGCCACUUUUUCAGAUUUUCCAGCACCAUGGCCUCAGCACCCAAUGUACUUGCCCCAAAAUUGUUUUCCAGAGGUAACUUUUCAUGCUGAUUCCGAUUUUCAAGGUGCGGAGGCAUGAUACUAUCUGGGGAAGACGUGCCGGUGAUUUUCAGGGGUGGCCCUAUACUUUUGCAACGGACUGUAGAAGCUCUCAUUUUUAAGGCUGAAUGCGAGAUUCCGUGCCGAAAACGAAGGGUACAUGGACAGAGACACGGACAGAAACGGAGACAUUGACUACCAUUAUCACUACCACGAAGCGCCGAGAUACGGUGGUUACGGAAGGUACGGAGGAUACGGCUACGGUUAUCCGAGAUAUUCAUAUUAUCCGUCCUACGGAGGCUACGGAGGAUAUGGAGGAGGAUACGGUGGAUACGGCGGCGGAUACGGUAGGACCGGAGUUUUCUCUGCGAAUUCAGAAGAUUCUGUUCAGGAUACGGAGGCGGUCUUCUUGGAAAUAUUCUCAACAUCGGAGGGGGAAGUGGUCUCGGAAUAUCCACUCCGAUCGGAGGCGUCGGCAUUUCCAGCGGAUGGGGAAUCGGAAUCGGGUGA